Messenger RNA from Paraphaeosphaeria sporulosa, 804 nucleotides. RefSeq names its product HET-domain-containing protein. The annotation marks the transcript as partial. The transcript has 3 exons. The record is from RefSeq and is a predicted model, not a curated record. NCBI's taxonomy places the organism in Eukaryota, Fungi, Ascomycota, Dothideomycetes, Pleosporales, Didymosphaeriaceae.
AGGUACAUAGCUUUGAGUCAUUGCUGGGGUGAACAACCGCUAUUAACCACGACGGUUGAUAACCUGAGUGAAAGAAAGGGCGGCAUUCAGUGGGAGCUAUUACCAUUGACUUUUCAGCAUGCAAUCCAAAUAUGCGCUGGACUUGGCGUCGAAUACCUUUGGAUCGACUCCUUAUGCAUCCUGCAAGGGAACGAAGAUGACUGGGCGCGAGAGUCAGAGAAGAUGGCCUCGAUAUAUGCCAACUCCUGGCUUACCAUUGCCGCCGCGGCUGCUCGGGAUAGCUCUUAUGGCUGCCUACCGAAGGGAAAUGCAUUCAAGACAUACUUUUUGCCAGCAAAAUCGCCUGAUGGAGCGCCUAGGAGACGGGCAUGGGUGUUCCAGGAACGUAUCCUGGCAAAGCGAGUCUUGUACAUGUGCGAAGACGAAAUGAUGUUUGAAUGUUUCGCAAACAUUCGGUGCGAGUGCUCAGAUAUUGACACCGACUGGUCAAUGUAUUCGACUGGUUGGUCAGUUUUCCUCCCCUUCCGGCCUACGGGUAUCCUCGAAACUUGGGAUUAUCUUGUGCACCACUACGCACGGCGCAAGAUAACGUAUCACCGCGAUCGGCUGCCAGGCUUCGCUGGUAUCGCUAAGAAAAUCUCUGGAACACGGGCUAUGGGGAGGUAUUGUGCAGGCCUCUGGGAAUAUAGGCUCGAGGAGUGUAUGCUCUGGUAUAUUCUCCCCACAACUGAGGAUGUAGUCCCCCUUCCCCCAAUUCGAAAAUCAGACUCUGCUCCCUCAUGGUCAUGGGCGUCAGUGAAUGGA